This is a messenger RNA of Vigna unguiculata (cowpea), 3896 nucleotides long. Its product is annotated as disease resistance-like protein DSC1. Gene Ontology annotation, biological process: defense response; signal transduction. Gene Ontology annotation, molecular function: ADP binding. The record is from RefSeq and is a predicted model, not a curated record. Lineage: Eukaryota; Viridiplantae; Streptophyta; Magnoliopsida; Fabales; Fabaceae.
GCGUUUCAAAAAUAUAAAAAUGAUGUCAAACAAAACAUGGCCAUGUUGCAGACAUGGAAAGCUGCUCUCACUCAAGUGGCAGACAUAGUUGGGUGGGAAUCAAAGAAUUUUAGGACGGAGAGUGAACUCAUUGAGGAAAUUGUCAAAGAUGUUAUGCAAAAACUAAACCAUAUGUAUCCAGCUGAAGUAAAAGAAACACUUGUUGGAAUUGAUCAAAAUCUUGCUCCUAUUGAAUCAUUAUUGAGACUAAGGUCAAAAGAAGUUCGCAUAAUUGGAAUUUGGGGAAUGGGUGGAUUAGGUAAGACAACCAUUGCGAGCGCUUUAUUUGCCAAAUUAUCAUCUCAGUUUGAAGCUAGUUGCUUCUUGGCAAAUGUAAUGCUAGAACAUGAAAAGAAAGGACUUGAUUAUUUGCGCAAUAAACUUCUUUCUGAGAUAUUAGAAGAUGUGAAUCCCCAUAUAAGCACUUCCAAAGUGAGAUCUACGUUUGUUAUGAAGAGGCUUAGACAGAAAAAGGUUUUGAUAGUGCUUGAUGAUGUGGACGAUUCAAAGAAACUCGAAGAUCUUGUUGCACAACAUGAUUGCUUGGGAUCUGGGAGUAGGGUCAUUGUCACUACAAGAGACAAGCAUGUCCUUAGCAAAGGGGUAGAUGCAAUCUAUGAGGUUAAGGGAUUGUCCCUUGAUCAAUCUGUUAGGCUUUUUAGUUUAAAUGCCUUCGGGAAAACUUAUCCUGAAAGGGGCUUUGAAAUGCUGUCUAAACAAGCGGUUGAUCAUGCAAAUGGAAAUCCAUUGGCUUUAAAAGUUUUAGGUUCAGUUCUCCAUUCCAGAAAUGAGCAGCAAUGGGACAAUGCUCUGAGAAAAUUCAAGAAGGUUCCCAAUGCUGAAAUUCAGAAUGUCUUGAGAUGGAGUUAUGAUGGAUUAGAUUAUGAACAAAAAAACAUGUUCCUGGACAUUGCAUGCUUUUUCAGAGGAGAAAAUAAAGAAAAUGUUAUAAGGUUGCUCGAAUUUUGUGGUUUCUAUGCAUAUAUUGGUAUAAAAAUCCUUCUAGAAAAAGGUCUUAUAACUUUUUCUGAUAAUGGUGACGUCUGUAUGCAUGAAUUGAUACAGGAAAUGGGUUGGGAAAUUGUUCAUCAGGAGUCUAUCAAAGAUCCUGGAAGGCGUAGCCGAUUGUGGGAUCUUAAAGAAAUCUAUGAUGUGUUGAAAAAUAACAGGGGAACUGAAGCAGUUGAAGGCAUAAUCUUAGAUGUGUCUCAAAUAAGAGUCCUGCUGCUGAGCUAUGAGACUUUCUCAAGGAUGAUAAAUAUGAGAUUUCUCAAAUUCUAUAUGGGGAAGAGUAGGAAAUGCAAUUUGCACCUUCCUUCAGGUCUUGAAUCCUUGCCUAAUAAAUUAAUGUACCUACAAUGGGAUGGAUACCCUUCCAAGUCUCUGCCAUCAACUUUUUGUCCUGACAACCUUGUUGUGCUUUCAAUGAUGGAAAGCUACGUUGAGAAACUUUGGGAUGGAAUCAAGUGUCUUCCAAGCUUGAAGGAGAUGAACCUCCAUGCCUGCAAAAAUUUAACUAAUCUCCCAGAUUUAUCUCAGGCACCAAAUCUUGAAACUAUAGAUGUUUCUAAUUGCACAAGUCUGCUUCAUGUUCCCUUAUCCAUCCAAUAUGUCAAGAAGCUUCUUCUGUUUAACUUGGAAUCCUGCAAGAGUCUCAAGAGUCUUCCAAGAAACAUUCACUUAACUUCUCUUGAUAUGUUCAUUCUCAGACGCUGUUCUAGUCUUGAUGAGUUUUCAUUGACUUCGGAGAACAUGACACGCCUGGACUUGAGAGAAACAAAAAUAGCAGAUUUCCCAGAGACUGUUUGGCAGCAUCUGAACAAGCUUGUUUACUUGAAUCUGGAAUCCUGCAACAAACUCAAGAGCCUUACAAGCAAGAUUCACUUCAAAUCUCUUCAAAGACUCAAUCUGAGAGAUUGUUCAAUUCUUGAAGAGUUUUCUGUGACUUCGGAGAGCAUGGAAUACUUGAAUUUGAGAGGCACAUCAAUAAGAGAAUUGCCAACAUCAGUUUGGCGCAAUAACAAGCUUUAUACUUUGGUUCUUCAUUCCUGUAAAAAACUGGUGAGUUUUCCUGAAAGACCAAAACUUGAGGAUUCAUCUCUUGUAUCCUUCUCUGAAAGGCCAAAUAUGCAUGAACUAUGGACUUUGUCAUCCUUAGCAGAUUUAUCACUAAAGGGAAGCACUAUUGAGAAUUUACCUGCAAGCAUCAAAGAUCUUCCUAGUCUAAAAAAACUUACCUUGACUGAGUGCAAGAAGCUACAGUCCUUACCAAGCCUUCCACCAUCUUUGGAAGACUUAUCCUUAGAUGAAAGUAAUAUUGUGUGCUUACCUGUAAGUAUCAAAGACCUUUCUCAUUUGAGAAAACUUGCCCUAAUUAACCACAAGAAGCUUUUGACUCCACAGGAUCUUCCACCAUCUUUGAAAGCUCCAUUACUCAGUGAAAGUAAAGUCGAUCCACAUCUUGUGAGCAUGAAGGGUCUUUCUCAACUACAGAUGUUUCCUCAGGUUAAGUGGAAAAUGUUUCAUUCUCUACCAGAGCUUCCACCAUUCUUGGAAGAAUUUUCACUAAGUGAAAGCAAUAUUAAGUUCCUGCCUGAAAGCAUUAAAAAUCUGUCACAUAUGAGGAAACUAGCCUUCACAAAGUGCACGAGGCUGCAGUAUUUACCAGAGCUUCCGCCAAAUUUGGAAGAUUUGUUUGUAAGUGGAUGUGACAUUGAAAGCUUGCCGAUAAGCAUCAGAGAUCUGGUUCACUUGCGAAAGAUCACCUUAAUUGAGUGCAAGAAGCUCAAGGCUCUACCAGAGCUCCCACAAUGCCUGCAAUCAUUGUGUGCAGCUGACUGCAGAUCACUUAAGAUUGUUCAAAGUACAAAGAAUAUCUUAAUAGAAGAUAGGUAUACAUUCUAUUGGAAUUGCAUAAACUUAGACCAAAAGUCACGCAACAACAUCAUUGCAGAUGCACCCUUUGAAGCAGCUUUUACUUCUUUGAAAGAAAGAAUACCUCUUGGACCUCUUAUUUCUAUUUGUUUGCCAGGAACUGAAAUCCCAGACUGGUUCAGCCACCAAUCAACAAAUUCUUCACUGGACAUGGAAAUUCCUCUAGAGUGGUUCCUUGACUCGAUGUUCUUAGGUUUUGCUCUGUGCCUUGUAAUUGGUGGUUUCCAACAGAACAGUUAUGAAGGGUAUGAUCCAGAUAUCAAUUGUUAUCACUUUGUAAAAUCUGCCUCCUACUCUGGCCCCAGUGAUCCCUUUCUUGGACAUUGCACAACUGUAAUGCAGGUCCCUAGAGGUUUUAAUUCAGAUCAUAUAUUUAUAUGCUACUAUCCCACUUUUAAUGCCUCCAUAUUACAAGAUUUCAAGGAUUUAAGCUUGUACUAUGAUGCCAAUAACUUAAAACUCAGAGUAAUCUUUAAAUUCAAGGGUCCAUCUCAACGGUUGGACAUUGUUAAGAAGUGCGGGGUCAGACCUCUUUUGAUCGCAAAUACUGAAAGGCAUCACAUAGAAAGUGAAUUGCAACCUGAAUAGAAGGGAGUAUGAAAGUGGAACUUGGAUUGUGAAGAUAUAUUAACUGAGAUGAGAAAGAACCAGAGGGAUAACCUGAAGAAAAGCAAAGGUUUUGUGUCCAGUGGUCGCUGAGCAGAGAAAAAGAGUGCAUCUUGAAACCAUAGGUAAUUUUUCAGGAGAACUUCGAGUACUCGAGUGUCGAUCCACAUGUGUCAUUUCUUGCAGAGGUCCAAAACGGUUAGUCUGUUACAAAGUAAUGUCUUCAGAUGUACAAGGAUAGAUGUUCUGACGUUCCUUGAGGAAAAAACAUUUUCUAUUUCCUUUUAAAAGGAUGAAAUCUUCAGUGCGUUCUAUUU